This is a messenger RNA of Opisthorchis viverrini, 474 nucleotides long. RefSeq lists its product as hypothetical. The coding region runs from base 1 to 474 and encodes 157 amino acids. Lineage: Eukaryota; Metazoa; Platyhelminthes; Trematoda; Opisthorchiida; Opisthorchiidae. The record is from RefSeq and is a predicted model, not a curated record. The transcript is spliced from 3 exons.
AUGCCACUUACACUGACACCGUCAAGAGCCAUGGUACAUUUGAACUCACCAGAGAGUUUCAGUAAACUCCCGGGUGAAGUGAGUGCAACUUGUUUGGUCCUGGUUAAUGCUGGAAUGCCAAGAAAGUUCCAGGUUCCUUUUGAGAUGAUCCUGAUGCCGCGCCCAGCUGGAGACGAACAGCAGUUGAACACAGGACGCCGUCAGCAUACAGAACGGAUGACGACAAUCCCAGCGCUGACCAGCCGGACAACCCGAGUAGAGAAACCCAACCGGAGCGCAGCAGGCGAUAAAACGGCUUUGCAGACCGGGGUGCACGGUUCUAAGGAGGCACUGAGCAAAUGUGGUCCACAACGCGAUCGAUUCGAGCUGAUCUGCCCGAGCAUUUUGUUUGUUUGCCUUUACGUUGCAUGGACGGGGCUGAUCAGCAAGAACAUUCGAACUGGUGGCGAGGAUAGAAUUCUUCAUCCGGUGUAA